GUGUGGUGCCCUCGUGCGUAGGGAGUAGGUAAGUACUCCGUACCUACCUAGGCACGUAUGUAAGUGGUGCUACCGGGCAGCCCAGCCCAACCCGAUCCCAAGCUCCAAAAAAACAAAGGCGAUGUUACAGACGGACGGACAGCUUGCCCUAUCCUUCCGCAUCACCAUUCCCUCAGAGGGGCACCGUUGUUGGAACAUUGACCUGCUGCAUUCGAGAUUGCAGUGUGACCUUGGGACUUCUCAGCCCCGGCUGACUACUCAAGUACCUACUUGCCUGCUUGGGAGGUACUCCGUACUCUCUGCCUGCGAGUGGUUGGCUGCUCUGGUGCCUGUGGCUCGUGGCUCGUGGUCCAUCAACGCCGCCGGGGCCCCCUCCUCGGGCUGCUCUUUGAGACCAGGCCGGGCUUGGGCAUCUGCUUCAAUCCUCCCCCCCGACAACCACAACCCGUCACACCAUGUCUUUCUUCUUCGGGAGAAACAGGGCGCGUCCCUCCACCGUGGACUUGCCCAAGCAGGCCCGGGAUUCUGUAACUAAAUUGGAGAAGCUGGACGGACCCUCCGGCCAGGCAAAGGCAGAGGAGCUCGCGAAGACGCUCAGCCAGAUGAAGCAGAUACUGCAGGGUACACAGGAGACCGAGGCGACCCCCGAGCAAGUAUACCAGCUGGUCCACGGCAUGAUCGAGGAGGACCUGCUAUAUCAGCUUGCCAUCAACCUGUGGCGCCUGCCGUUCGAAGCCCGCAAGGACACCCAGGUCAUCUUCAGCUCCGUCUUCCGAUUCAGACCUGUCACCGCCUCCCCAAAGUCCGACCCCGUCGCCUUGAGCUGGGUCGUCAACAACAGACCACAGGUCCUGAUCGAGCUCUGCAAGUGUUAUGACCACAAGGAGAGUGCGACCCCGGCUGGGUCCGUCCUUCGGGAGGUCCUGAAGAGCGAGGCUGCUGCCGCUAUAAUCCUCUACGAUGAUGGCGAGGAGCAAGGUUCAAGCGCCAAGGGCAUCAUGGGCAUCGACCAGGACAGAGCCCAGUCAGGGAACGGCGUGUUCUGGCGUUUUUUCGAUUGGAUCGACAAGAGUUCUUUCGAGGUUGCCGCGGACGCCUUCACCACCUUCAGGGAGAUAUUGACCAAGCACAAGGACAUCAUACCGAGGUAUCUGGCCAUCAACUUCGACAUGUUCUUCGAUAAAUAUAAUCACGUCCUCGUCCAGUCCUCAAGUUACGUCACAAAACGGCAGUCUAUUAAACUCCUGGGCGAGCUCCUCCUGGACCGGUCGAAUUACAACAUCAUGACAGCCUACGUCGACAGCGGCGAGCAUCUCAAGAUCUGCAUGAACCUGCUGCGUGACGACCGCAAGAUGGUACAGUACGAGGGCUUUCACGUCUUCAAGGUCUUCGUGGCCAACCCCCACAAGUCCGUUCCGGUACAGAAAAUACUGUUGAUGAAUCGGGAAAAGCUUCUCCAGUUUCUGUCACGCUUCCUUGAGGACCGCACCGAUGAUGAGCAGUUUAUAGACGAGAAGGAGUUCCUCAUCAAGCAGAUACGCAAUAUGCCAGCGGCCCCUGUACCUCCCCAGCGGUAGCCGGCCGGCAACCCGACAAUGGCUGGGAACACGGCACCAGCACGGACUUCACGAAUAUCGCCCUGGACAGUUUCAUCUGAUCAAGGCAAGGGCAGCACACCAGAGCCUACCACGCCGUUAUGUUUGGGUCCAACCCCUGGAGUUAAGGGAGAAUUUACACAUCACUGGGUUUGGGACUUGAUGGAGACGAUGGGUUAUUGACUUGUGUUUGACGAGGCGUUCUCCCUAGGGCUCAGACUACCAGAGCGAUCACACCAUACGCAUGCAUUCCAUAAGGCGUCAAGGAGAGGCACAUCCACGAUUAGUGUGCAUCGUUUCUUUUUCGGCGAGAUCUCAGAGUACGCGGGUGGCGAGGCAGUUACUUGUUAUUUCGACCACUUCCAUCAAGUGGUAGCUGACUUAUCAAUAUGGAAUCAUCAAGCCAAUCGCUGGUGUCUGCAAUGCCCGUCCGAACAGUCGGCACUAUCGGUGAAGCGCCGUCCCAUCUCCAGCGACGCCAAUCGCACGGCAGACCCCAAACAAGAAUGACCCUGAUAAACACAGAACUACUGAGAGAGUCCGCCGCCGCCCUGUCUCGCAAGGACACCAGAGACGAAGGCCACUUGGAGAACGCCAACGAGCUGGCGCUCUCCACUGUUGACUUCUACAGCCCAAAGCAUGAUAAAUAUUCCUAGGGCUGGGGGAGGGGCAUUUCGUAAACUUCAGGCGCAUUUGAGUGGCGGGUUUGAGGCAAGAAUCUUACAAACUAGGUAGGUGGCUUCACCUCGCGCAUUGCAGCGACUCCCAAUUGCCGGUGAGCAAGGUGGAAACUCGUCUGGCCCCUUGAGGGUGUGAACUGCGAUUCAUGCUACCAUACAACACCCGGCUCGUCGUCCGCGAAGAUGUGAUCUCUUCGUCGUACAGCAGCCCACCUCCGAUUGCCCGCUCUCGCGUGUUCUUCGGCCUCCCUUAGCCACUGCCUCCAUCUCCUCGUACCGGGCGCAGCGCCGCUCCUUUGCGCCCAGCGCGCAUCCUUCGUCUCUCGGAUGACAUACCACAUUGUUCUGGUAAAGCUCCGGUACCCGUCACACAUGUCGUUUGGGUCAGUCGUGCGGUCGGCGUGCCUCGCGUCCCGUGGUGUGACAUCUCGCCACUCAUAACGGGACAGGUCCCAAUAAUGCUCCUUGGACACCAUGCUCGCCAACCAGCCAUCAGUAGCUUGUGCGCCCGGUCGCCGACGUGAUAUUCGCACUCGGCCGUGCCGGCAUAUAGCUCACGCGCCACCUCGUCUGAGCACUGAACGAGGAUGAAGCCCCCCUGCUGCGUACGAAUGACAAUGUCUCCGGCGGUGACCUUAUCCCUCCGCGCGCGCACCAUCAACACGGGUCGCCACCACGAUGCAUAUCCUACAAUGGACGUCCCAAGUGACACGAUCCCCACUGCGAGCAAGGCGACCCCAUCCUUCCAGUAUAUCAUCAUUCCUAUGAUGACUCCUGUGAGAAUGAAUGAUGCUGCUGAGAUGAAAUUGGUCGGGCUGCUCCACUUCGGGGUGAUAACCGGGCGUUCCUCUGUCAGCGCCAUAAAUGUCUCCGACAUAGGAUCGAUGGACUUCUCGCUAGGGUGUUGUCUGAACAGGCUCCCUUGUUCUAUGUCUGAGGUGUACGCAGCGCUACUCUGACGCCGCAACCCGCUGCUGGAUUGGCUUCUCC
Diaporthe batatas is the source of this 3265-nucleotide messenger RNA. RefSeq lists its product as uncharacterized. Lineage: Eukaryota; Fungi; Ascomycota; Sordariomycetes; Diaporthales; Diaporthaceae. The record is from RefSeq and is a predicted model, not a curated record. Gene Ontology annotation, biological process: intracellular signal transduction. Bases 456 to 1577 code for a protein of 373 amino acids. Gene Ontology annotation, molecular function: protein serine/threonine kinase activator activity. The transcript has 5 exons.